AUAAGAGCCUGACGAUUCGUUCAAUUCGAAUUCCAAGCUACCAAAAAAAGAAAUAGAGAAUCCGUGGAAAGAGAAAUAAUUUCUAAGCAACAAUCAUCGAUUAAUAUCCAUAACCAGAGGCGAGAGGAGGGCAGUUUUUCAAGUUUUUGAAGGAAGAAGGGUCCAAGCGGCCCGUACAAUACAGCAAUCAUUGAUUCCGACGAGUCGACGGUGAUCAUGGGCGCCCAGGAAGAGGACACCAAGUCCAGCACCAUAGGCGGGGUGCUUCCUGUGGUGGAGGUGGUGACUCUGGUGGAGAAAGCUAAAUUCUACACCUCCCUCUGCCUGGGUACCACGGCCAUACUUGCCGUCUUCGCCUUCCUUUUUCUGAUCCCGUUCGUCGUGGAACCGGCGGUAACCACGAUCCUGGCCGACUUUUCUCCACACGCCGUCGCCUGUGUCGUCACCGACCACGUUUACGCCGAGGGAUUGAAGAAUUGCUCGUGGGCAAGUUGUAGAGAAGGUUGUACCAGCGCCGCGCUUCGUUGCCAUCAGAUCAGAGUGAACUACACGAGGCUGUCGUUCGAUGAAUUCAUAGCGAAACCGUUGGGCUCCAUCCCGUGGGACGUUUCGGACACGAAAUUUUUCGUGAACACGGAAGGCUGCGGUUACCCGCCCAGGGUGAACUGUUCCGACUUCGCCAAGAAGUAUGGAUACUCGAACAUGGGGAAAAUAUUCCCUUGUUAUUACAGCAGAACGCAUCCGGAGACUGUCGUUGCAAGGUACUCUUGGGAUGAGAAUCUGAGGCAUCUAGUGCUAGCCUUGGUAGUGCCUACAGUUCUUUUCGGAGUGUCCCUCGGUGUAUUAUGCUAUUGGUAUUGUCCACCGAUGGGCAAGACUUGCGGAGGACCAGGCCGCAACUUGAUUGACAAGUACGCAAGGAAGGAAGAUUUUCUGUUGCAUUCGUACAGUAUUCUGGGAGAGGACGAGUUCGAGGAGGACGAGGAGGAAUACUGACUGCUGCCAAGGGCUCACCCCCCAGCGCGGGAGUGACGCCGAAGGAAUUACUGAAAAAUAAUCCCCGUUAUUUACGUUCUAAAAUUAAUCGUUCGAAAGCAAUAGCAGCGUUAGGGAAACUUCCAGCAACGAAGAUAAAUGCAUUUACGUUUAACGUUUCCAUUUCCGAUUUCUACCGUUUAUCGAUUGAUCUUAAUCCACUGCGAUACACUGCACUUCGAGCUUAAUUGCUUUCGUUAAAGGAGAAUUGGUAAAUAAUUUUGCUCCUUUGGAUAUCGUUUGGACCAUUCUUAUGACGGUCCUUAAUAAAUGGAUUAUUAAGUUGCAGCAUAUGACAUGGCCGAUUUAAAAAAGAGAGAAGAAAAAGAUCGUUUAAAAAAUUCGAGCUAAACCUUUUUAACGAAUUAUGCAUAUUUACGCGCGAUUUAAAGCUUGCAGAAUACGAUGUGAAUUAUUAUAUUGAAUUCAACUUAACUUUAAAUUUCGACAAGUAUCCAAAGAAUUUUAAUUAAUGUUAAAAUAUCGUUAAAAUUUUUUUCUUCGGCUAUUUCAUCUGUAACGACCCGAUAUCCCUCACACAAUUUUGCAAUAAAUCAAAAUUAAUAUUAUACAUAAUAUAUACGUUUAUUACGAGAUGUUAUAUAAAAAUUCCUUUUUCUAAAGACUUGUCCCGCGAUGAAUCGCAAUACGAAUUUCGAAGUUUGAAUCGCGGGACCGUACAUCGAAAAUAUUUUCCAAAACGAUCGAAUUAAACCUGAAGAAUGUCUGCGAUAUUUUUACACCGAGUUACACCCCAAGAAAAAAAAAAUGAUUAACCUCUAUAAUUGUACAGAAAAUGCGAUGUUUUUUCUUUCCUUUUCCGAUGUCGAGACGCGUAAUCGAAAUUUUUAUACCGCGAAACGCAAUAAUAAAUGGGCUCUCGUGAAUUUACAAGGCAAGGCACGGUGAGAAUAAAGCUCAGUCUCGAUCAUCUACCAGUAUUCCGUACGAGAAAUUGCAACAAGGUGCGCCUUCCUACAACGUGAUAACUUUAAACGUAAGGAACAAAGUAUUCAAGUGGCACGAUUAAAAAAAAAAAAAGCAGCAUUCGUUCGUAAUAGGAUAAAUGAUGUACUGUAUUUUUAAGUCAUGUUUAUCCAGACUCGGGUAAGAUGACGUUUGAAUUUAUAGUAAAAAGAAAAAAAAAAAAAAAAAAAGAAAAACUAAAAUAAAAUAAAACGAAAAAGAAUAUUGGAAACGAAGUGUUUUUAAAAAAGCAGCACGGAUUAAUUUGUAUCCCGCGAUACAAUGUUGCUUUAACGUUUUACGAUAAUUCGAUAAAAUUGCAUCGUUUGAAAAUGUUAAUUAAAAUGAAAAUUAAAUUGAAUUACAUAAAAUAUCAUUUUACCCAGAUCUGCGCCCACGAUUAAGUGAUCGAGAAACGUUCCGUUUUGUUAACGUUUGUCGGAGAAAAAGAAACGAUCGAUUCGUCGAUUCGUUUCGAACGGAAGUAAGAAAAGAAAUCAAAAUCCUGUGCAGGCUCGUGUCACGCGACAUGUACGCGCCAGUACAUACCAUUUCAGCGUUUCUAUUUCUACUUCGAAUGUUCGAUGAAUCGAGGAUGUGAACAUUCGUGUCAGAGAUCGUGAAGAUAAGGGGAGAAGGAGAGAGGAUAUUUUUUCGACGGUGAAAAAUAUAUCAAAAUAAAAAUUAAAAAAAAAAUAAUAAAAAAAUGAAAAAGAUAAAAUAAAAAAAAAAUACGUGGAUCAUAGUGCUUUCACACGUUGCAAAAUUGUUUAAGGUUAAGAGAAGAAUAUACGCGAAGAUUAGAUCAUUGCUAUUUUUGCAACAGGAGGGGAGGGGAGGAAUCGUAGCUAAAUUAAUAAAAUUUCGAAGCGAUCGGUAAUUGGAAACGCAAGGAAUGAUGAAGGCGAUGACGCGAUGGCCUCCAGGAUAUGUCUUCGCACCAGAGAA
Apis florea (little honeybee) is the source of this 2949-nucleotide messenger RNA. It is a transcript of the gene Teh2, whose product is annotated as tipE homolog 2 phospholipid transfer protein. Gene Ontology annotation, biological process: regulation of sodium ion transport. The record is from RefSeq and is a predicted model, not a curated record. Lineage: Eukaryota; Metazoa; Arthropoda; Insecta; Hymenoptera; Apidae. Gene Ontology annotation, molecular function: sodium channel regulator activity. Gene Ontology annotation, cellular component: plasma membrane.